AUGCCUCCCCCAAAGCGCUCCCACUGCCCCUUCUCCAGCUCCACCUGGGAGAAACCCCCCAAGAUGGCCUGCACCCGCGACCAAGACCCCUCCUGGACCAAGCAAGCGCUCGAGACCAUUAGCGUCAAAAAGCAGCCCAAGAUGAACAAGUUGCUCGACAUGAAGAAGCGGAUCGAACAAGCGGAGAAGGAGCUGGCGAUGCUGAACGACAAGAGCGAUCAGAACUUCCGAUCCGCGUGUCUAUGA
Aspergillus affinis is the source of this 246-nucleotide messenger RNA. RefSeq lists its product as uncharacterized. The coding region runs from base 1 to 246 and encodes 81 amino acids. NCBI's taxonomy places the organism in Eukaryota, Fungi, Ascomycota, Eurotiomycetes, Eurotiales, Aspergillaceae. The record is from RefSeq and is a predicted model, not a curated record. The transcript has a single exon.